AUGAACGCGGGCGGACAGAGCGAUGGCUUCGCCCCGGUGCCGUUUUCUCCAGGGGCCACAGUGUUGGUAGAAGUAAACGCAGAUAUACACAUCUGCGGAAUCUGCAAACAGCAGUACAACACUCUGGAUAACUUUGUGGCUCACAAGCAAAAUGGCUGUCACCUUGGGACAACUGCAGGCACCAGUUCCAUACAGUUUGUGGCAGAGGCAGCAACACCAACCACCCAGACUCAGACUGCUACAAGUAUGAUUACUGCACAGACACAGACCAUCUCAGUUUCCAGUCAGUUAUCAGAAUUUGGUUUUGAACAAGGAUACCAGACAUAUCUACCCAGUACCAGCAAUGCAGGUGAAGUUUCCAGUCUAUCCUUAGGACCCACCAGGCCAACUCCAAAAAAGUCAAAAUCAAAUUCAACAUCACAAAAAAAGCUGACGUGUUGCUAUCCAGGUUGUGCAUUUAAAACAUCCCAUGGAAAUAAAGAUUUAGAUCGACAUUUAAGAACACACACAGGUGAAAAGCCUUUCAAAUGUGACACUUGCAACAAGCGAUUCAGUCGUUUGGAUAAGCUGAAGAUGCACAAUCGUUCCCACACUGGAGAGAAGCCUCAUAAAUGCCAGCAUUGUGACUAUGCAGCAGCAGACAGCAGCAGCCUGAAGAAGCACCUCAGGAUCCAUUCUGACGAGCGUCCAUUUAAAUGCCAGAUCUGUCCUUAUGCUAGCCACAGCUCUAGCCAGCUCAUUAUUCAUCUCCGCUCUCACACUGGGGAUGCACCUUUCCAAUGCCAAUUGUGUGAUGCUAAAUUUAAAAUCAACUCAGACCUAAAAAGACACAUGCGCAUCCACUCUGGUGAAAAGCCCUAUCAAUGUAGCUUCUGUGAUUACCGCUGCGCCAUGAAAGGCAACCUCCGAUCUCACAUCCGUGUAAAGCACAGCAUGGAGAACACUUUCAAGUGCUCACAGUGUGACUUCCAGUGUGGGAACAAGUCCACAUUGCGGCAGCACACAAGGACCCAUCAACCGGAUAAGCCAAUAAAAUGCUUGCAGUGCAGCUACUCCUGUGCUAGUAAAGGAUCAUUGAAGGUACACGAAAGAAUUCAUUCUGAAGAUCGACCGUUCAGGUGCAAGUUUUGCUCCUUUGAUUCGAAGCAACGUAGCAAUCUCCUUAUGCAUCUUAAAAAACAUCAUAUAGGCAAAGAUAAACUGAGUGCAGGAAAGAAAGAUGUUGAUGGGCAAAAGCAAGGCAGUUCGCGGCUAGUGGUCAAACUAGAUGCCAAAAAGCCUUUCAAAUGUGAUAUGUGUGACGCAAGUUUUGUCAGAGAAGAUUCACUUCGCAGUCAUAAGAAUCAACACCGUGAUUUAUCUCACAGCAGUGAUAACAGUGCACUAGCCAUUUUACAGUUGCAGAUACAACAUGAAAACCAAACCAGUGUUCCUUCUGUGUCUAAUCAUCUUCAACCAAGAUCAGUCACAUCCUUUAGUAAAGGAGAGGUGAAGAUUAUAGUUAGCCAGCAGCUGAAUCCAACUAACAGCAAUGUUCAAACAGCAGUAAAUGAACAUCAUACUGUAAGAGAUACUGUGGUGUCUGAUCCAAGUCAUCAGAACAGAAAUAAUGUGACCUCCAGUAACCAAUUGCAACUGUUACAGCAGGUCAAUUUGAUUGCUCCAACUCAACAAGCAUUAUCACAGAAUGAAGUUGAAACUAACUCCACUUUAGAGCAGGAAGCCACUUUGCUUAGUCCUAUUGAUUCCAGUGCCACUGACAAUCUCCAUCAGGCGCUAAUGCAAACUACAGCAGUUGAUAAUCAAGCAUCUUCAAACAGCCAAUCAUUCAUCACUGCUUCUACAAUCAACUGUUCAGACCUGGAUGGCCUAAAUGCACUCAUUCAGGAGGAGAGCAGGGAUGUCACUGUAGUUAGUGACCCAAGCCAGACUGUUGCAACCUCCUCCUCAUCCUCAGCAUCACCCAUCUUCUCUUCACCAUCUCCUCAGUUGCCAGGACCUAAACAUACCUAUCCUAUUGUUCCAGCAGCAGCUCCAUCCAGCGUUACAUGCUCAGUAUUACAAAUUCCAUCUCAUAAUUCACCAGCUACAGGAUUCCCUUCACAGCCUGAGGAAACAAACAGUCUUUUGGUAUCUGGCAUUGGCAUCAGCACUUCAGGAGUGAUUAUACAGAGUCUUCCCAUGGUUGUUACAACAGCACAGCAACAACAAACUGAUGAUCCACUCUCUGAGCGGGCUUUCUACUCUGAGUCCAGUGCUUCAUCAACCUUAGUGCUACAGGAAACCUCACAGCUUUCUGGUCAACAAACAAUACACCUUACCUCCAGUGGAGACAGCACACAGCCUUCCUGUUCAGUCACAGAAACCCAAGGGUGGACAAUGUAGAAUUAUAUUAUCAAUCUGGAUUCUGAAUCCCGUUGGCUAAAAUGCAACGAUACUGCAGAAUCUAAUGUCUGUUGAGUUCUGUGGACAGCUGUUGGGUGUCUUACACCAUAGAUCACAAGAUGUAAUCAUGAAAGAAUGAAUUAUUUCAUAUGUCAUUAUCUGAAACUUUCAGCUAGCUUUCAUAGCUUUGGUCAUAGAUUAGAUUCCAGUCUGAAUCCUACUUAAUAUUUGAAAACGUUAACCACUGUAUUCUUAGGUGCUUCUCCAUCCUAAGUACCUUAGGAGAAGGGUUGAUUGAAAACUAGGAGAAUAAGCAAAAUUAAUAGUGAAUCACAACCUGACACCUGAAGAGUCUCAAUUGUUUGGAUCAACAAUUAAUUAUUCAUUCUGGUUGGAGGAUGGAGGAAAUGGGCUGAGGGGGCCCAGGGUUGUUCCAGCUUUGUAAGGAAUGAUUGGGCAUUUACUGAAUCUGCACUAUGGUGUUUGGAAAUGUUCCCAUCCAAAUUUCUAUCUUCUGCAGGUAAGCAUAUGAGUGGCUAUCACAGGUGUCAUGACUUCAGUCAUACAAGAAACACAAAAAAGUUAAUAAGCAUGUUUAUACGUAGAUUCAGCAAAUACUUAAGAAUGCAAAUGAAGUUGAUAUUAUUGCCAGGGGAUUGGAGUUAAAGAAUAAGAAAGUCCUGCUACAGUUGUACAACACUCCCAUUGCAUCUUGGGUGGCUAUCCUUCAUAUAUAAGGAAUGAUACAUUGCCUUGAAAGUGGCACAGUGAAGGUUCGUUAGAUUGGUUCCUGGGAUUAGAAGGUAUGAGACUGAGUAAUUUGAAGUUUAAAAGAAUGAUAGAUGAUCUCUGCAAUUUAAAAGAUUGAUACAUGAUCUCUUUCAAACUUACAAAAUUGUGAAUAGUUAUUUCUCCCAUCUGGAGAAUGUCGAACAGACUCAGGAUAAAGGGUCAGCCAUUUAGGAUUGAAAUGAGGAAAAAAUAUAUUCACCAGGAUGUUGUGAAUCUUUGAUGUUGUUUGGCCCUAGAAGGUUGUGGACAUGCCAUUAUUGAGUGUGUUAAAAACUGUUUUUUGAUCUCUCAGGGAA
Messenger RNA from Hemiscyllium ocellatum (epaulette shark), 3473 nucleotides. It is a transcript of the gene zfp64, whose product is annotated as zinc finger protein 64 homolog (mouse). NCBI's taxonomy places the organism in Eukaryota, Metazoa, Chordata, Chondrichthyes, Orectolobiformes, Hemiscylliidae. The record is from RefSeq and is a predicted model, not a curated record. The coding region runs from base 1 to 2385 and encodes 794 amino acids. The transcript has 6 exons.